AUGCUUCAGGGUCAAAGAGCUCUUGUCACUGGAGGCUCCCAGGGGCUCGGUUUGGCUAUAGCAAGAAAGUUGGCUCAUUUGGGCUGCUCUGUCACACUUGUGGCUAGAAAUGAAUCCAAGUUAAAGGCGAACAUUGCCGAUUUUCCUUCUGAUGCUCGCCAUGAUUAUUUGGUCAUGGAUCUUCAACGUCCGAAUUUCACUCAAUUGGCAAGUAAUUUACAAUCCAAGACAAUUUUGGUCAAUUGCGCUGGGAUCUCAAACCAUUCUUUGCUUCCCAGACUCAGCGAUGAUCAAAUUGCUGCUACAAUUAACCUCAACUUGACAACUCCAAUCAUUCUUUCCAAAUUAUCGUACAAACAUAUGCUAAAAAACAACCAGGACUUUGUUCCUACAAUUCUCAACAUAGCAUCGGUUCUCUCUUAUACCAAAAUUACCAUGCCAGGAACCCUGGUGUAUGCUGCUCUGAAAGCAGGACUUUUAGGAUUCACUCAGUCGCUUGCUUCCGAGUUGAAAAAUAAGGUGAGAGUCAAUGCUCUUUUGCCAGGAUUAAUUGCGGAGACCGAGAUGGGCGCUUCGGUGAAAAUUCCCAUAAAAAAAGUAGGACUUGAUGAAUGUGCUGAGCAAGCGGUAGCUAUGAUCAUGGACCAAAAGCUUUCGGGAAGGUGCGUUGUAUUUGACGCCAAGGGUAAGCGAGAGAUCUGA
Molecule: messenger RNA, 702 nt
Organism: Meyerozyma guilliermondii ATCC 6260
Lineage: Eukaryota; Fungi; Ascomycota; Pichiomycetes; Serinales; Debaryomycetaceae
Product: 3-oxoacyl-[acyl-carrier-protein] reductase (NADPH)
Exons: 1
Coding region: 1-702 (233 amino acids)
Molecular function (GO): oxidoreductase activity, acting on the CH-OH group of donors, NAD or NADP as acceptor
Source: RefSeq, a predicted model, not a curated record